AUGAUGUCUUUACCCGAUCAACAUUCGUCACUCGAUAAUGAUCUACCGUCAGAGAAAAAGAUCAUAACCGAAGUCUCCACGGAUCAGGAGUCGUCGGAUGAAGAAAUUAUCAAAGAUUGGGAUGAUAAGGAGGAGAAUGCGCUUCGUCGAAAAAUUGACUUUAUCCUUCUCCCCAUUCUCGGUCUCGCCUUUUUUGCUCUCCAGGUUGAUCGUGGAAACAUCAGCGCCGCGCUCACGUCCACUAUCACAGAGGACCUGGGGAUAACAACCAACCAAAUUAAUAUCGGUACACAAUUGCUCUCGGCUGGGAUUGUCAUCACAGAAAUCCCGUCGAAUAUCGUUCUUCAGCGGAUCGGCCCGCAGGUAUGGCUGUCGAUACAGCUGUUCGCCUGGGGUCUUGUCGCGACCUUCCAGGCGUUUGUGCAGAGCUAUCCUGCUUAUUUAGUAACGAGACUGUUGCUGGGAUUGUUGGAAGGCGGGUUCAUCCCUGGCGCAUUGUACUAUCUUUCCACAUGGUACAAGAAAGGCGAGACAAGCUUUCGCACCACUCUCUUCUUCUUCGGACAGAUGUUCGCAGCAGCGACAUCAAGUCUUAUAUCCGCCGGUCUACUAACUCUAGACGGUAAAUGCGGGCUCUCCGGCUGGCAAUGGAUUUUCCUCAUCGAAGGACUAAUCACAAUCCUUGCCGGCAUCAUCUUUACUCUCCUCGUCCCGCCCAAGGCAGGCAAUGGUUACGCCCUAAUCGGCCUCAAGCGCUGGAGCUAUUUCACUCCACGCGAGUCCCACAUCAUUCGCAACAGGGUCCUUCUUGACGACCCGCACAAAGCACGCGGGCACAUCAAGAUCACGGCAAAGGAUAUCUGGAAUACCGUGCGCCAACCGACCACCCUCCAGCAUUUUUUCGUUACCCUCGUCGCCAUGUCAGGGUUCCAAGGUCUGACGCAGUAUACGCCGAGCAUGAUAAAGUCAUUCGGGUUCAGUGCCGUUCGGGCGAACGCGUUGGCAUCCGUGCCGAUUUAUUGCAGCAUGGUGUGGUGUUUGGGGUUGUCUUAUCUCGCAGAUCGCACCGGCCAUCGAGGUCCCUUCGUUCUUCUCUCCAUCACUUGGAAUGUGAUUUCGUACGCCUGUCUGCGGGUGAUGCCUUAUUCCUCGUCGAGUUGGCAUAAGUAUGGAGUCAUAGCCGUGGCCAAUGUAACCUAUGCCAGCAUGCAGUACGUUCAUUUCCCUGCCCCGUUCCCAUGUCCUGGAUUCUCACAAGGUCAACCAAACAGUGUCCUGAACAUCGGCUGGCUAUCCGUCUACUGCAAAACACCCCAAGAGCGGAGUGUCUCCAUGGCCUUGAUUGUUAUGGCGGCCAAUUGCGCCGGUAUCUCCGGGUCGCAGAUUUUCCGCACAUCGGAUCAACCGAGAUAUCUGCAUGGUUUAACGGCUAUUUGUGUCUUGGCCGGAGCGUCCUGGGUACUGGCGGCGGCGUUGGGGGUGCAGUAUUAUCUGAAGAGAAGCAAGGCCGGAGGUAUUGGUGGCCGGGCAUAG
This is a messenger RNA of Aspergillus caelatus, 1533 nucleotides long. RefSeq names its product major facilitator superfamily domain-containing protein. Gene Ontology annotation, molecular function: transmembrane transporter activity. The coding region runs from base 1 to 1533 and encodes 510 amino acids. The record is from RefSeq and is a predicted model, not a curated record. Lineage: Eukaryota; Fungi; Ascomycota; Eurotiomycetes; Eurotiales; Aspergillaceae. Gene Ontology annotation, biological process: transmembrane transport. Gene Ontology annotation, cellular component: membrane. The transcript is spliced from 6 exons.